Molecule: messenger RNA, 1082 nt
Organism: Fusarium odoratissimum NRRL 54006
Lineage: Eukaryota; Fungi; Ascomycota; Sordariomycetes; Hypocreales; Nectriaceae
Exons: 2
Coding region: 100-870 (256 amino acids)
Source: RefSeq, a predicted model, not a curated record
CUUGAGGCAGUCGUUUGGCAUAUAUCUGCCUUUCAACAGGAAUAGCCUCCGUUUCUUCAAUCUCCUCCUAUUCCAUUUCGUCGCUUGUAAGAAAUAAGAAUGCGAGGCGCGCAUUUGAAAUCAUUCUCCCAGUCAGGAAAGAGCAUACACAAGUUUCCCCAGCCACUUUCAGUGAUCCACAAGGCCAAAGCGAUGCAGCUUCUGACCGCUAAUGAUGAUCUCACUCAACUGACAGGUGGGAGACCCCUCGAUGACAUUUCCAAGAUGCCAUCAGACGAUCGCCGCGCUGUACUCUGUAAGUACUUGGUGAAGGAGGAUCCAGUCGUGGUGCAAGAACCUAUUGCUUGGUCAGAUGAGGAGAGUAUUGGAAGGUUUCUUCUUCUAAAAAGAUUCCUCAAUAACGAUGAGUCUCGACAGCAUCUUCUUCUAGAAGCUCGAAGGGUGUUUUAUGAAGAGAACUCAUUCAUAAUCUCUUUGAGCGGAUUCUCUCGCUUCUUAGAUGAUAUGCUUGGCGAUUGGGAAGAUGCUGUUGCGGUCGAAAUACUCGUACGCGACCUUACGAUCAAGGUGGAAAGGCAGGACUGUCAAUGCGGGCAAUUGAUGGAAUACAUCCAGCGCCUCUCUUAUUUUGCCAAGAUGCCACAACUUCAAAAGUUUACGAUUGAAUGGUAUACUCCGCCGAAAAAUGUGGACGACGGUUUGCCUUACGACUGGAGUACGCUAUCUAGCAGUAACAGUAGUAAAGGAACCAGCUUACACAGCGUCACGGACGAUGAUAGUACUUACGAGGACGGAGGUUCUAAUGAGACUUUGAGAUGGGAGACUUCGGACGAUGAUAUCUGGAGCCUGGAUGGGGAUGUGCACGGGUGAGUUGCCAUAUAAGACAUGUGGAUCAGGAGGUGGAUGCAUGUGGUCAUCAAGUGUAUGAGACAAUUUCAUAGUGCAAAUAGCUGGGAGCCGUCGGCUUUGUCAUUUGGCCGCCAUACUCUACUGCGGUAUGUCAAUUCAUAUACAUACGACAAGUCGUUUGUUUUGUUGGUAUUAUUAGUAAAAGUCUCUUGUAUUCUUACCUCCUACCCUCU